Rotaria socialis is the source of this 2406-nucleotide messenger RNA. NCBI's taxonomy places the organism in Eukaryota, Metazoa, Rotifera, Eurotatoria, Philodinida, Philodinidae. The record is from the annotation of a GenBank genome assembly.
AUGUUAAAUUCAAAAUCCAAACAAUCAUUUUGUCCUUUUAUAUCAAUUUAUUCAUAUUUUAUCAUAUUUAUUCUUAUAUUUAUAAUUAGUUUUUUGUUUUUAUUUCAUACAAAAAAUUCUCAUAUAUCAAUAAAUCAUCGUCUAAAAAGACAAAUUCCAAAUGGUAAUGAUAAACAACAUUAUAUAACUAUGUUACGUCGAACACUAUCACAUCGAACAACAUCAUCUGUAUUAGCUGAUUGUACAAUAAAUAUGGCACUAGAUGGAAUUUAUAGAUUGCCAGCAGAAAAUUCUUUGGCAUCACAAGUUAUUCUUUUAAUUGAACAAUCUUUGCAAAAUGAGAUUUUUGCAUUAAGACGGACAACAAAAAAGAUUCGUAUGCAAUUAAAUCAAACAACAAAUUAUAUCAAUAGUGAUACAUUAGAAAAAUUUCGUAAAGAUUUUAGUCUGGAUAUACGUAUAUUAUUAGCUAGUCAUAUGCAUAUAAAAGAGGUUGAUGUGAGAAUGUUACCAUAUGAUACUAUUGGAUCAUAUUUUAUUAGAUAUUCGCGCAUGAAUGCUUCAAUAUCAAAUAUAAUUGAAUAUGAACAAAUAAGUGAAGAUAUUAUUAAGCAAGACACUAUUUUACAAACAUUUACAAUAUCAAACGUACGUGAGACAAUAGAUAAUGAUCCACAACGUAUAUUAACUACAGAUGGCUGGUGGCUUGGACCAGUUUUAUGUUCAAAAAAUAAAGAUGAAACUUUUAUUAUGGCAAAUAUUUUCCCACUAUCUAAUCAUCUCAUAUUUAUCAGUUAUUUUAACAUAUCUUCUGUUGAUAUUAAUCAAUGUGCAAGUAACGAUGUACCCUUUGGAGGUACAAAUAAAUGUCCAAAUAGUAUGAAGUGCUAUCAUCAAUCUGGACAAGGUUUUACAUUAGGCGCAUAUGAAUGUUAUUGUAAAGGUCCACAUGGUAAUGCAACAAUAACUUUUGGUGGUCAAGACUUGGAAUGGAAUGAAACAAAUAAUGACAUGUCAACGACACCAAAAAUCAAUACAUGUGAAUGUAAUCCCCAUUUAUGUUUAAUAAAACAUAAUCAUUUUCUACGUACAAUAAUCUUCAUAAUUCAAUCAAUCUUUAUUGUUUUUGUUGCUAUACUUGCUGCUAUUAUAUUUCAAAGACGUAAAAUAAAAAUUAUUAAACAUUCAAUGUGGAUUUUACUUGAAUUAGUUCUUCUUGGAGCAGCAUUACUUUAUGGAUCCGUUAUGGCUGAUAGCUUUGGUCCGCAUGGAAUCGUUUGUUUAAUAAUGCCUUGGCUUCGUGAACUUGGUUUUACAAUUGUUUACGGUACAUUAAUCUUACGCAUUUAUAAAAUGUUAGCAGAAUUUCAAUCGCGUAAAGCACAUUGUGUACAAGUAAAAGAAAAAGAUAUUUUACGAAUAUUAUUUUUUAUAUCUGUAUCAAUCACUGGCUAUUUACUUGGUUGGACAUUUGUUAACAUCGAUCACGCAAAUGAAGAUCUUUCUCUAGAAGAAUAUUUAUUAGGACAUGGUUUUACUUAUAAAAAUAAAAGUUAUUUUCAAACAUGUCGACCACGUUCAUGGGAUUAUCUUGUUCAAUUUGCUGAAUUUAUUUUUCUUUGUGUUGGAAUCCGUUUUAUUUAUAGUACAAGAACAGCUCCAUGUGAAUAUCAUGAACGUAAAUUAAUUACUAUUGUUAUCGUUUGUGAAAUGCUUUUCUCAACAUUACUUCAUGUUAUCAAAGAUUGUUUAUGGGCAUCAAUUCAUCCAGAUACUCUUUUUAUGUUAUCAUUUUGUCGAUGUCAUUGUACAGUAACAUGUAUGAUAAUAUUUAUAUUUUGUACAAAAUUAUGUUAUAUAUUUCGACCUGUUCAUGAAGAGUAUAGUGGAAGAGAUCGAUUUCGUUCGUUACCUGAUGGUGUUGAAACAACAGAUUUAGUUGCUAAAUUACAAUCGAAUGGUGAUAUUGAAUUUGGUGAAUUGAAUAUACGAGAUAUGGAUCCAGAAGAAAUUCGAGCGGAAUUAAAACGUUUAUAUACAUCGUUACAUGUUUUAAAAACCAAGACAAUGCGCAAAGACAAUCCACAUUUAACGAAACGACAUGGACAAAGGCGAAAAAAUCGUCGAUUUUCCAUGCAAGCAUUUCAACGUCAUGGCGGAACAGGGACCAGUAUCGUUGGUGGAACAAUAAGUAACAUAUUAGGAAGUGGAUCAGAUAAACAUGAUCAUGAUCUCACCAAAACACCUGAAGAUAGCACAGGAAGUCAUAAUGAAACGACACAUCUCGGUGGUUUGAGCGUUUAUCGUACUAGUAUUGAUGAUGCUGAUGAUAUUCGCGGAAGAGCAUUAUCAGAUGUAGCGAUACCACCAUCAACAACAACUGUUCAACGAGUUACAUUUAAAUGA